This is a messenger RNA of Hibiscus syriacus, 518 nucleotides long. RefSeq lists its product as uncharacterized. The transcript is spliced from 2 exons. Bases 60 to 518 code for a protein of 152 amino acids. NCBI's taxonomy places the organism in Eukaryota, Viridiplantae, Streptophyta, Magnoliopsida, Malvales, Malvaceae. The record is from RefSeq and is a predicted model, not a curated record.
UUAACUAUUUCAAUUUUGGAGCAAAUCCUUGUGUUUUUUUUUGUUGUUGUUUGUCGUGCAUGGAGCUUCACCUUGGACUCGCUCUUCCAACCACUCCUUUUCUCCCCAUCGGUUACGAGCUAAAACAGUGUCCAUUCGACGCUGAUGUUAAAGACGGUAAUGGCAGUUGCAGCAGCGUCAACGGCGGAAAAAAACGAAGCUGCUUUGAUGAUGAGACUCGGGUUGUUCCCAAAACUCUGCCUCUUUUUCUUUGGAACAAUGACCAUCCCAAUGAAGAAGAUGACCCGAAUGAUCCCGAUGACAACUCUUCUUCUUCUUACAUUCUCAAGAAUGAAGGAGAGGGUUUAGUGGGGUGGCCACCGGUGAAAGCCUGGAGAAAGAAGCUCCGCCGCCACGUACACAGUGGCAGAGUAAAUAACAAUCGCAUGGUGGCGGCGACGGCGGCGAAGAUUAGCUCAACGUACGUGAAGGUGAAAAUCGAAUUGGAUCGAAACUCAUUCAAUUCUAGUUUAAAUUAA